CAAACUUGCUCUGCUUUUACCAGUUUUUCCUUCAAUCUCUCUCUCUCACUCUGUCUGUUUCUCUGUCUGUCUCUCUGUCUCUCCAUCUCUCUAAUAAACACACUGAGAUUUUAACAUCUCUAUUUUUUUUCAGUUAUUGAUCUUCAUUUUCAGAAAACAGCGACAACAUGACGCCAAUUGUCAUCACUGUUCUCCUUCUGUCUGUUGCGGCCGUUUCUGCGGUCUCAAUACAUAGAAAUGGCACAAAGAAAAUGGAAGAGUCCGUUUCUGCGAAAAUUGAAAAGGCAAAUGCAAAUGUAAACCCAGGCAACCUGACCUACAACGUGACAUAUGGGGACAUUAAGGUACCCAUGAGCGAUGAUGAGGGAAUUUUUAGGGAUGCUAUCCCCUGCUACGUUUUUGGCUGUAAAUGGCCCAAAACUGGAAAGCGAGUCAUAAUUCCCUAUGAAAUCUCCAGAAAUUUUACCAAACGUCAAAAGAGAACGAUAGAAAAUGCCCUAAGAGACAUUAGUUUUGGAGGGCGCACGACAUGCAUUCGCUUUGUCAGAAAGACUAGAUGGGAUAUUGACUAUCUAUCCUUCUUAUCAUCCAAUAGCUGUCAGUCAGACCUCGGUUAUUUCGGUGGCGGACAGAUAAUCGACUUGGAAAGAAAUGCUUGUGUGCACAAAGACAUUGUGCAACACGAGGUCCUCCAUGCACUUGGAUUCCACCAUGAGCAAGUCCGCUAUGACAGAGAUGACUACGUCAAAAUUAAUUAUGAAAACAUCGAACCAGGAACGGAACGAAACUUUCAGAUUGCACCAACAAACAACAUGGCCACCCCCUAUGAUUAUGACUCUGUGAUGCAUUACGACGCAUUUUCCUUCUCCAUAAAUCGCCAACCAACCAUCAUUGCCAAAUAUAGGUUUACAGAUCAUUUUGGCAGAGCAACAGAGAUGAGUGACAAUGACUAUAUACGCCUCAAUCUUCUUUAUGAGUGCUAAACUUCAAGACAAACGGAGGAUGUCCAGGUCUUGUUGAGGUCUCCGGUGGUGAUCAAAUUAAGUGCUCAAUAUAUCAUUUAUAUGUAUAAACUGGUAGUUGUUAGGGUUAGGGUUAGGGUUAGGAUACAGUAAUUCACAUAGUACGUAUAUUGAAUGCAAAAAUAAAUACUUUUGAAAGC
Syngnathus acus (greater pipefish) is the source of this 1162-nucleotide messenger RNA. RefSeq names its product high choriolytic enzyme 2-like. The transcript is spliced from 9 exons. Bases 168 to 983 code for a protein of 271 amino acids. Gene Ontology annotation, molecular function: metalloendopeptidase activity; zinc ion binding. NCBI's taxonomy places the organism in Eukaryota, Metazoa, Chordata, Actinopteri, Syngnathiformes, Syngnathidae. The record is from RefSeq and is a predicted model, not a curated record. Gene Ontology annotation, biological process: proteolysis.